Molecule: messenger RNA, 1091 nt
Organism: Acanthochromis polyacanthus (spiny chromis)
Lineage: Eukaryota; Metazoa; Chordata; Actinopteri; Pomacentridae
Gene: bik
Product: BCL2 interacting killer
Exons: 6
Coding region: 110-574 (154 amino acids)
Source: RefSeq, a predicted model, not a curated record
GCAGCAGGAGAAGGCGUGGCCAGUCAUAUCUGCGGCAGUUACCUGAGAGCAAGAAGAUUAAAGGACGCUGCUGGCGGCGUCCAUUUUAAUCUACAUAAAAGAAAACACGAUGGUGGAACAAACAAGACAGCCGCGUAGAGUCGUGUCCCUCCAGGCUGGACCUGGUGAGGUGGACACUGGUAACCUGAGGAUCAGAGACCGAGCAGCUCGGGUUGUCGGCCGCCAUUUGGCUGUAAUCGGAGACCAGCUGGACCGGGAGUGGACCAGCAGGCUGCCAAGCAUGCGACUGACUCCUCUCUACCUGCUGAGACCCGCCCAGGCUCUGACACGGAACAUCUAUCGGGACAUCCACAGUCAGUUCUGGGGCAUCCAGGGUCUGUCUGCUGCAGUGAAGGACUGGAUAGUGAGCGCUGCUCCUGGACAGGGGAUCCUCAGAGCGGAGGCCUUUACAGCCUGGGUGUCCAGCCUGAAACCAGUAACCUGCGCUGGCUGGACCAGAGGAGCACUUGCUGCUGUGGCACUGGUGGCUGCAGCGACCAUUCUGGGAGCACUAUGGAUGGAACAGAAAGCCUAAAGGGCCAUGAGCGGGUCUUUUCGGCCGUUAUAUGGUUGACAAAAAAAAUGUUUGCAAAUGAGUGACAAUUACUGCUAUUACUGAUUUUUUUUCCCUGCCGUUUACUUUGACUUCUCUUUUUAUAAUAUUUUAUGGAGCGGUAUUGACAGUGAAGACUGUGAACAACCUCUUGGGCAACAGAACUGGAAACAGAAAGAAAAAAAUAGACAGUAAAAUGUAUCAGAAAGUAAGAGAAUUGUAAGAGAGAAUUGUUUAAAUUAGUUUUACAGUGAUGCCCAAGGAGCAGGAGAGUUUAUUGUAGCAGUGACAUGUUGGUUCACGGUUGUAUUAAAAGCACGUUUUCCAUGAGUGGACUGUUGCUGGCCUGCAGUCUAUCAUAUGCAGAUGGUUAAAAAGGCCAAGAUUUUUACAAAUGAGAUGUAGCUUUGCUUAAUAUAAAUUGAAGGGAGCUGGACUUUCUGUGGCAGAUUUGAAAACGCUUUUUCAUGUGACUUAAAUAAACUUCAUAAUGACAAAA